UAUUAUGCCAAAACCUGAAGUACCAACUGUGCCAAAGCCCGAGCUACCAUCCAUCCCGAAGCCUGAGUUACCAACUUUACCAAAGCCUGAAGUACCAAUUGUGCCAAAGGCCAAGCUACCAACUGUCCCAAAGCCUGAGUUACCAACUUUACCAAAGCCUGAAGUACCAACUGUGCCAAAGUCUGAGCUACCAACCAUCCAAAAGCCUGAAGUACCAACUGUGCCAAAGCCUGAGCUACCAACCAUCCAAAAACCUGAGUUACCAACUUUGCCAAAGCCUGAAGUACCUACUAUGCCUAAGCCCGAGAUACCAGCUGCCCCAAAGCCUCCAACUUUGCCAAAGCAUGAGAUCCCAGCUGUGCCAAAACCCGAGCUUCCUGCUAUGCCAAAGCCUGAAAUUCCAGCAAUGCCAAAACCCGAGUUUCCUCCCUUGAAAAAGCCAGAAAUCCCAGCAGUGCCAAAGACGGAGGUUCCUCCAACUAUAAGAAAGCCUGAAGUUCCAGCUUUGCCAAAACCAGAAAUCCCAGAGCUGCCAAAGCCAAAACUCCCAGAGCUUCCAAAGCCUAAAAUCCCCGAACUUCCUAAACCAGAAGUUCCAGCUAUGCCAAAGCCUAAAAUCCCCGAACUGCCUAAACUAACUUUUCCUUCACUUUCUCCAUCAUACAAACCCUCUACUCCUUGAGUAAUUACGUUCACUCUAUUAAAAAGUACCCAAAUUGAA
This is a messenger RNA of Nicotiana tabacum (common tobacco), 721 nucleotides long. RefSeq lists its product as uncharacterized. NCBI's taxonomy places the organism in Eukaryota, Viridiplantae, Streptophyta, Magnoliopsida, Solanales, Solanaceae. The record is from RefSeq and is a predicted model, not a curated record.